Molecule: messenger RNA, 1764 nt
Organism: Tigriopus californicus
Lineage: Eukaryota; Metazoa; Arthropoda; Copepoda; Harpacticoida; Harpacticidae
Product: histone H3
Exons: 1
Coding region: 69-479 (136 amino acids)
Cellular component (GO): nucleosome
Molecular function (GO): DNA binding; protein heterodimerization activity; structural constituent of chromatin
Source: RefSeq, a predicted model, not a curated record
AUUUGUUAUAAAUACAAGACCCUGUCUCCAAUUCGCAUCACUCUUGAUCUGCCAAUUGAACAAGAACCAUGGCUCGUACCAAACAAACUGCCCGUAAAUCCACUGGAGGGAAAGCUCCUCGCAAACAACUGGCAACCAAAGCUGCCCGUAAAUCGGCCCCAGCCACUGGUGGUGUGAAAAAGCCGCAUCGUUACCGUCCCGGAACGGUGGCUCUUCGUGAGAUCCGUCGUUACCAAAAGUCCACCGAGUUGCUCAUCCGUAAGUUGCCUUUCCAACGUCUGGUCCGUGAGAUUGCUCAGGACUUCAAGACCGACUUGCGUUUCCAAUCGAGCGCUGUUAUGGCACUGCAAGAGGCCUCUGAGGCUUACUUGGUGGGUCUCUUUGAGGACACCAACUUGUGCGCCAUCCACGCCAAGCGUGUCACCAUCAUGCCCAAGGACAUCCAGCUGGCCCGCCGUAUCCGUGGGGAGCGCGCCUAAGAUGCGUGUCAAGCUAAAUCCAUCGGGACACGCAUUGUUAAGCAACAGGCCUUUUUCAAGGCCAAAACGAACGGCUUUUAAGGUUACAAGAAGCGGUAUUGGUCUAGGCAUUUAUGUCUCAUUGGUUGUGCAAUCGACUUCUGUUUGGUCCAUAAUGUUUUAUCCCUGCCCUGGCUGUGAAAUUUGUUUUGAUGUAUUGUGUUUAGUAUUGAUGCCCAAUGAUUUCUUUUUGCUGGUGCAUGCAAAUCCGAGGCUCAGAGCGAUGAACUCUGAGAAGCAGAACUAUGUCCAAUGAAAUCUCGAAUAUUUAUCAGAUAAUCCUUAGGGGUUAGUACUUUUGUUACAAAGUCUGUAGUGGCACACUUACUGUAAAAUCUUAUGAAUAUGUUGCCGUAACUACCCACAGUGGUCCAACGAUGUAUCUGAGAAUCGUUACAAUUUAACUAUACUGUCUUGAACCAAGACAUUUAUUAGGAAAAUUAUGCUCUCAAUGAACCGAAACCUAAUCUUAUAUAUAAGGGAAAGAAGAGCCUACAGUAAGCACUAGUCGCAAUUAAGUGACCCCACGGCUCAAUUUUGCCAUAUUUUAAACUAUUUUCCGUAGAGGUAGCUGAUAUUCCGGAAUUGUUAUAAUUUAUUUCGCUCUAAUCUUGAACCUUGAAAUAAUGAAAUUAAUGGCACAUUACUUCUACACUGAUAACAUGAAUGCGUCCGAGAGAAGGUCCAACUGAAGCAUGAAUUAGUUUUAAGCCAACACGCCAGGCUGAAUCUUCGUACCGGAUCCAUUUGCCCGCUAGAUCGGGUUGUCCGCCAAGUCGAGUUGUCCUGGAACCGCUUUUACGAUGGUCACGAUUACCAAUGGUAGCAAGACGCAUCGUUGCGGGUCCAACACAUAAUACGAACACAAUAUGCGAAGCAAAUCUUGAAUGACUGGAAACUAACUACCCUCCACCACCCACGACAUCUAUAACCCAAUAGUUGGAGUGAGUGUCCAUCAUGAGAACCGUUAAGCCAGUCUGAUUUGUAUGUUGUUCCCCUUACGAUAGCCAAGAUUAGAAGUAUUUCGUCUUCAUUUUAUCUGAUUAUAAUGGGACUAUAUUUCAACCUGAAUCACCACACUUUCAAAUUGGUACAAAUGAAUCGGAAGAUUUUGGGCUCACCUAAGCUCACAUGCAGAUGACUUCAAAAUUCCAGUCACAAUUGUUGUGAGGCAAUGCCCAAUCAUGAAUGAAAAUCAUUCUAAUAUCUUUCUUAUGCUUUUUUUUACACGGCAGUACUUGCAUUA